AUGUCGAAUCCUCAAGAAACUCAAUCUCAAACGAAACUGGACCUAUUUGUGAUUAAAGGAAAAAGGAAUAGAGAGGAAGACGAGUUUUGUGACGCCCUGGAAGCAAUUAAACCAAGAGAGAAGAGAGAUAAAAUGGCGGCCAUGACGACAGACGAUUUCUUGAAAAUAAUGCCAAACAUUCUAAAAGAAGCAUUCAAAGACAAGCAAGUAGUAGCAUCGCUUCAAGAGGCCGUAAGACCUCUCCUUGAAACCCAGAGUAAGAAAAUAAACAAACUGGAGAAGGAUCUCUCAGACACAAAGGCGAAAUUGCAGGAACUUCAUAAAGAACUUCAGUCAGAGCAAAACCAAAGACUGGCACUUCAAGUCAGAGUCGUGGGCAUCCAGGAUGACAACAACGAGAGAAUUCAAGACAAAAUCGUGAACUUCGCCAAAGAAAAGAUUAACUUGACAAUCGCUACAGCUGACUUCUCGGCCUUCCGCAUGGGGAAGUACCAAGACGGUAAAAUGAGGGCAAUAACAAUUCGGUUCAAUGACAUGAAUCUCAGAAACAAAUUUUACAGAGGUAGAGAAAAACUUUUUAAAACGAAAGAAAGGGUAUUUAUAAACGACGAUCUCCCUCCCAAAACUGCAAAGGUUCUAACAGAAGGCAGAAAACUGAAGAGAGAAAACAAAAUAUAUAAAGUCUGGACAUACAGAGGUCAGGUAUACGUCAAAAAGAAAGAAAAAGACGAGCCGAAGGAAGUAGACUUAGCAGACCUGAAAGACAUGUCCCAAACUUAA
This is a messenger RNA of Owenia fusiformis, 780 nucleotides long. The record is from the annotation of a GenBank genome assembly. Lineage: Eukaryota; Metazoa; Annelida; Polychaeta; Sabellida; Oweniidae.